AAUAUUUUAUUGCUUAUAGUUAUUUGUACUUCGCGUUUUUCUGUAAAAAAAAAUUAUUUUCAAAUCUACUGUUUCGGAUUAUUUUGUUUUGAUUAAUAAAUCCUUCUUUACACAUUAAUGCAAUAAAAUGUGCACUUUUUUGUACUGAAUAUUGUAUAUUGAUUAUGGCAUUUCCUAAUUCAGCACGAAUCCUUUUAAUCAAAAUAAUCUGCUGACGCAGUUUUCUGACUAGAAGUCUCCAUCAGGUGAAACUGUAUUUAGUGCACAUGAAUGAUCCAGAGAAAACAGCGGAUACAGUCGCCCCAAAUAAUGAUUCGGACACAUGCGAUGCUCAGAUACGUCCGUUUCCCCAAGAAGUAAGCAGUGCUAGUGCAGGGUUGCGUGACUUGCCUGAUCUAACUGAUUUUGUCAAUCAAAAGACGGAAGAUAAUCUAAAUGAAUUAUUCGCCAAUCGGUAUACAAUGGCUAAUAAGCUGUACGUAGAGGUUGCAAGUGGCUUUUCCAACCCAGUCAUUGUGUAUCCAUGGAGCAAAAGACCAAAAAGAAAUUUCGAUUACAUCAGUGGUGAGCAAAAAUCGUACAGAGGAGGCAACAGGCGAAAUGUCUGCUCAGAAUGGAGUAGAUGGGGAAAUCCGAGUUGCGAUCCUUCUGCUGCACAGGAAUCAAGGAAGAGACGUAAGCCAACCAUGGAUUAUGUUCGUGUUUCGUAUCCAGGCAGAACGAAUCCCUAAUGUUGGCCGAGAAGAAAUUUUAAAACAUUCAGUAUUUCUAUGGUCACGCUGUAUGAAAUAAAACUUCGAGUACUUAUCUGUAUCAAAAUUUCACCGAUAACUGAUCUAAAGUAGUUCUGUCAUAUCGAAAAUUAGAAAGUAAAAAUAUUUCGUUGUG
This is a messenger RNA of Loa loa (African eye worm), 888 nucleotides long. RefSeq lists its product as hypothetical. NCBI's taxonomy places the organism in Eukaryota, Metazoa, Nematoda, Chromadorea, Rhabditida, Onchocercidae. Bases 267 to 731 code for a protein of 154 amino acids. Gene Ontology annotation, biological process: RNA 5'-cap (guanine-N7)-methylation. The transcript is spliced from 4 exons. The record is from RefSeq and is a predicted model, not a curated record. Gene Ontology annotation, molecular function: RNA binding.